Molecule: messenger RNA, 2675 nt
Organism: Xenia sp. Carnegie-2017
Lineage: Eukaryota; Metazoa; Cnidaria; Anthozoa; Malacalcyonacea; Xeniidae
Product: transcription factor Sox-3-A-like
Exons: 1
Coding region: 1018-2334 (438 amino acids)
Biological process (GO): regulation of DNA-templated transcription; cell differentiation; anatomical structure morphogenesis
Molecular function (GO): DNA-binding transcription factor activity, RNA polymerase II-specific; RNA polymerase II cis-regulatory region sequence-specific DNA binding
Source: RefSeq, a predicted model, not a curated record
UAGUGAUUAUUUUUUACGGUCACUAACAGUGCAUUUGAACCGCUUUUAGCUUUGUUCCGGUGAUAAUUUGAUAAAGAGGGCUUAGGAAGGUUGACGCUAUUAUAAUAUAUUUCCUGUUUCCGAAACAUUUCACUACUAUAGAUUAAAAAUCGUUUCAUAUACUUAUUUGACAUAAUGAAAUGUUUCGAAACGGUUGCGCUUUUAAAAAAUCAGCGAGCAAUUUUUGACAUAAAUGACACUUGACGCCUCGGGUCAACAAUUAUAAAUUUGAUAGCAGUGAUAUUUGGUGAUCAAUCGUGUAGCAGCAUUGAAAAUUAAUUAUUGUUUGCAAUCUUAUGGAAGACAGCCAAUGCAAAUUUUUUUAUUACUAUAGAAACGGCUCAAUGCUGUCAUGAAAAUGUUGUGAAAUUUGUGAUAACUGUGUAUUCGAAUUUCGAUAUUUUAUGGCGAAUUCAUGUGUAAGAGAUCUGUGCUUUUAAUUUUACAAGAGUUACAGCAGUAAUAAAAUCUCAAAUACUCGAUUUCAAUGUGCGUAUGAUCGACGAAGCAUAUCAACACCUGCGUUGGUGAUAAUAUUUCGUGCUGGCAAUGGAGACUACUUAGCUAAACCCUCACUUCCUUUCCAUUUCUUGAUUAAUUCCUAAUUAAAACAUCUGAUCGCGACUGUGAUACAUUUAAAGUGUGAUAUGUUCUCAAAAAUAAAAAUGUAUCCAUUCCACAUUAGCUUUUCCUUCUCCCUACGUCGUAAAGUCCGAUAUGUAUAAAGCCGCUUUAUAAUUUUUGUCAAGUACUUAACGCUGAUUGGCUUACGGUUGAUCGACUCGCGCAUUGUCAAUCAAUAAAUAGCAUGGCAAUAAGCUCAAAAUUUACGAUACUGCUAUGGCUAGACAAUUGAAAGAUUGAACGAAUUAUAGUACUGUCAAAGUUCAAAACACUUUCAAUCAUUUCUCAAUUUGUAAACGCCGUGUGCGUUGACAAACGUUGAUAGUACUAGCAAUUGGUUAGUAACUAGAAUUUAUGGCAUCAGGCAAUUUAACAACGUUGGAUACCAUAAUCACGUCCAGCUAUAAUAGACGUUCAUCGCCCGUGACAAGCAUGCCCGAUCCUGGCUGUUUAAAAUGUCCUUUGGACGCAGCGCUUGACUCCGUUAUGGCUGUUAACUAUGAUAUAAACGGAUCUCAACCGGUCAACGUAAAAAUGUUGCUAAAUACUGACUUUAUCAAGCAAGAGCCUUUAGAUUGUACAGAUUUGAGCCGGAUGGUCGAUUGUGAAGUGGGAUCAUCUCAAAGAUCAAAUGAAAUUGUUGCGAAUACGGCAGGUAUCACAGGAGCAAUAAAUCCCCUGAACAUUUCAAGUGCUGUUCUUGAUAGUAAUAAAAACAGUUCAUUCAGUGAAGCGGCUGAGCAUGAAAUCUCUGGUAGGAUUUCUCCGAAUUUAGAACUUAAAAAAAAUACCAAAAUGGCGCCCGGAUCCGAUCGAGAUCCCGAACGUGUAAAAAGACCAAUGAAUGCAUUUAUGGUAUGGUCGCGCGAAAAACGUCGAAUUAUGGCACAAGAAAAUCCUAAGAUGCAUAAUUCAGAAAUAUCUAAGAGGCUUGGGGAUAAGUGGAAAAAAUUAAGUCCUGGUGACAAACAACCGUAUGUUGAGGAAGCUAAACGAUUACGUGCUCAGCAUAUGAAGGAUUUUCCUGAUUAUAAGUAUCGUCCUCGUCGUAAAACUAAAAAUUUAUUGAAGAAAGAUAAAUAUAGUUUACCUUUACGAGGAAAUUGCGAUACUGGACCCCAAGUACAACGAGAUUUUGCACAAAUUAAUGAGUAUUUUUCUUAUCCCAAUUUUACUUAUACGACGCAUGAUGUAUAUAAUCCCGUUUAUAACACCAAUUAUAACACGAUGUUAUCAAACUCACAAUAUCACGUUGCAAGUACGUCGACAAAUUCUUACUAUCCAAAUUCAGCCUGCACAAUUCAAAAUGGUCAGAUUUACAGUUAUAAUCCAGAACAUCCGCACCAUACAAGAGAAGGAUUAUCAAGAAUGCCAAAUGUAAACUAUACACAAGAAACAGUCAUGCUUUCAAAUGGCGGUGCAGUGCAACACAUCAAGAAAGAAAACGACAGUGAUAAUAGACGUAGUUAUCCUGGCGAUUUGCAUGAAAUGAUAAAUGUUUACUUGACGGCCGACUCGAAUCUUAACUAUCGAAGUGGAACAAAUCAUGUUGAAUAUUUUCAACACCAUAACGCAAAUCAAUAUAACGAUGACGAUAGUUUAAAUGGAAGUAGCGUUAUUAGACGUAAUCCUGACACAAGUACCAUUCCUUUGACUCAUGUGAAUUUUUGAACGAUUAUGUUUCAUACGAUUUGAAACCUUAUUGCUAACAUAAGGCAUUAACUAAUCUUGAGAAACAAUUAAAGUAUUGUGACAAAUUUGGAUUUAUUUAUAUAUGUAUAUUUAACGUUUUACAUGUCUUUAUGAAUAUACGUUUAUAAAUCUUUUUAUCUUAGAAUAUUUAAUUAUCUUUAUUUUAAUGUUGCUGUAAACUAAGUGCAUCAAAUUGAAUUUUUUAAGUUUUAAAUAAACAUUUCUCUUGCAACAUAUCAUGGAGUUAAUUUAGUUAAAACCUUGUGAUUUGUAACAAAUUAUUUGAUAUGUUCACAGCAUUAUAUACAGCAUAGACCAAA